Molecule: messenger RNA, 819 nt
Organism: Paraglomus occultum
Lineage: Eukaryota; Fungi; Glomeromycota; Glomeromycetes; Paraglomerales; Paraglomeraceae
Source: the annotation of a GenBank genome assembly
AUGGCGAGUAAUUCACAGAGAGACAAGUCUGUAAUCGUUGAUGAUAAGAUUAUAUUGAACGUUGGUGGAAUCAAGUACGAAACGUGCAAGAGCACCUUUACUGCUUAUCCAGAGACAAUGCUGGGAACCAUGUUUCAUGAAAGAAACAAGUUUAUGUUACAUCCAAUAUCAGGAAAUGAGCACUUCAUUGACAGAGAUGGUCUUUUGUUUCAGUAUGUGAUGAAGUUCUAUCGAACAGGAAAAGUGCCCCGUCUAGAUGAAAUAAUAACACCUGUACCCAUUUCUCAGGAAGAACUCGAUGAGGAGCUUGACUUUUUCAUGAUUCCACGUAAUAAACCCGUUCGCGUAAAACCCGCCAAAAGAGUCCACGUUCGCGAUUCAAUAAUCUCGUCGCAACUCGCUGCCUUUAUCAACGCCCUCCGACAAAUAAUCAGCAUUCUCUUUUUACAAUUCAAGGAAGAAUUUCUCAUCAAUCGACAUUUUCCAAUUGGGAUACAAUUAACAUUCUAUGAACGAAAAAAGGUACGAAUAUUUAUCAUUGCCCCACCCUCGGGCUUAAAAUCCCGUAUAGAGAAGAUCAUUCAGCCGUUCGAAGGUAUCGGGUUUUGUUUGUUGGAAGGAUUCGCCGAGGAUGUUGAGAGAUACUUUGAAGACAGCAUCACGGGAAUCGAGUGGGAUUGCAUCGAGAGGAGAAAGUACUUGGAGCAUGGAGGAAUGGUGAAAUUGUUUGAUUUGAGGAUUACGUUGGAUGACAAGUGUGACAAGACAGAUCUGAUAAAGAGCUGUUGCUUGAAGAGAGGAAUAGGUGAGAACGGAUAA